GGCGCCUGCACAGGCCUUUGCCGGGGGCGUUUCUGGGGGGCGAUGACAUGGGGGCAUUUUCUGGCAGCAAAAGCGCCUUUUUGGCAGGGCCGCCAAACUUUUGCAAUCGUUGAUCCGUCCAGCUCUUUCGCGCCCCCGUUGCGACGCCUCCCUUUGCCUUGCCUGCGCUGUGCAGCGUCUGCAGGCCCAGACCUGUGCUUCUGCUGUCCCGAGAGCCUCUGAUUCUAGCGCUGCUGGACGCCGGCAGCCGCGCCGCAGCGUCUAUCCCGUCCAGCUGCCCCCUCGUUUGCCCCGAGGUUGUUCCCACCCCUGCUCUGUGGCCACUAAACGAGACCACUCACUCACUGUACUGUACUUACCGCACUGCUGUGACGUGUGAGGAGGCCCUACAGCCUACAGGGAAGCACAACCACCACCGUUCUUUUCCCGCACACUUGACCUCCAAACCUCUCCACACAACCAGCCCGUUUUGUCCGCGUAGCGAGGCACAAAGAGCGAUACUGCAGGAGGCUAAAAACGAAACAGAAAGAAGGAACAAGGACAAAGGAUUGAAAGAGAAAAGACAUAAGGGAAAAAAAAAAA
This is a messenger RNA of Trichoderma asperellum CBS 433.97, 582 nucleotides long. NCBI's taxonomy places the organism in Eukaryota, Fungi, Ascomycota, Sordariomycetes, Hypocreales, Hypocreaceae. The record is from RefSeq and is a predicted model, not a curated record.